AUGCAGUGGACACAUUUUCGAAGACUUUUUUGGAAAGUGAGAAGAAUCAAUUCGUCGCAUAAUCGACGAUCUAUCACCGAUUGUAGCAAAUUUACUUAUGGUCAUGAUGUAGAAGCAGCAAGAAGAAAUGGUCAACCAAUUGUUGCCUUAGAGUCCACAAUCAUCACUCAUGGAAUGCCUUAUCCUGAUAAUUUAAAGACAGCUAUUAGAGUUGAGAAUGCUGUUAGGUCAAAAGGUGCUGUACCUGCUACCAUAGCAAUUUUAAAAGGGCAGGUGCAUGUCGGUUUGAAUCAGGAGCAAUUGGAAAUUUUGUCUAGAUCAGAUUCUAAAAAAACUAUUAAAUGUUCUCGUAGAGACAUAUCCUUAAUUAUUUCACAAAAAUUAAACGGGGGAACAACUGUUAGUGCAACCUUGUUACUAGCAAAUUUAUCAGGCCUACCUAUAAUGGCAACAGGAGGAAUUGGUGGUGUUCACCGCGGGGCAGAAUUAACAUUUGAUAUUAGUACUGACUUGAUUGAACUUGGACAUACUCCUGUAGCUGUUGUUUGCUCAGGUGUUAAAUCUAUUUUAGAUAUUGGAAAAACACUGGAAUAUCUAGAAACCCAAGGAGUUCCUGUUAUAACAAUUGGUGAAACAGACCACUUUCCAGCAUUCUACUGUAGACAAACAUUUCAAAAUAUAAAAGCACCUUAUAAAGUGUCUAACUCAAAAGAAGCUGGAGAUGUUCUGAGAGCACAAAAGGAGUUAGGUCUUCAGACAGGAUUAUUGUUUGCUGUUCCUAUUCCUGAAAAGUAUGCAUUAGAUCCAAAUGAAAUGGAAUCAGCCAUAUGCAAAGCUCUGGAAGCUGCAGAAAGCCAAGGCAUAACUGGAAAGAAUGUAACUCCAUUUUUAUUGGAAGAAUUAAACAAAAUCACGCAUGGUCAAUCCCUUCAGGCCAAUAUGGCGCUUAUAGAAAAUAAUGCAAACAUGGCAGCAGAGAUUGCAGUGAAUCUCACGGAAAGACAUCAAAAUAUCUCAAUCAGUUCAGCAUCCAAUUGUUCCAUAAUGCCGAAACGAAGUCCAGUAGUGAUCGGUGGAGCUAUAAUGGACACUACACUGCAAGUGAAGGAAUCUGAGAUAAGAGACGAUGGUAGAACGCAUGCCGGUAGAAGCCGGGAAACUUGUGGCGGGGUCGGACGAAAUGUCGCUAACGCCUUGAUCAACCUUGGUCUGAACACCACACGGUUGAUAUCUGUCGUUGGUGACGACCAACCAGGGAAUGCUAUAAUUAAGAGUCUGGGAGACGGUGGCCAGACCGUCGAGCGAUUGUCGGACGUGAACACGGCUAGGUGUACCGUGAUAAUCGAUCAGAAAGGCGAAUGUCGUUUUUUAAUCGGUGAGAUGGACAUCUUCGCAAAAAUUAGCCCCAGUUUCGUGAAGAAGUAUCGAUCACAGGUGGAGAAUGCCAGCCUCAUCGUUCUCGACGGUAAUCUACCUCUGGACACAAUGAAAUACGUUUUGGAUCUGGCCACGCACACGAAAAUUCCGGUUUGGUACGAGCCUACGGACGUGAAGGAGGCAACAAAAGUAUUUGAAGCAAAAACACAGUGGCAGAAUGUUCUUCAUUUUAUAUCUCCAAACAGGAAUGAAUUGAAUACAAUCGGAAGAUAUCUUGGAAUAUCAGUGUCUGAGAAUAAACUAACUAUGGACUUAAAAGAAGUAAAAGCAAUUGCGGAACAUGUAGCUAAAUUUGUUCCAGUAGUUAUCAGUACACUAGGAUCUCAAGGAGUACUGGUUGUUCGGCAAGCUCUAGGGACUGAUCCCUUUUAUGACAAAGAAGGUAAACUCGUUGAAAAUACAACGAUCACUUCGCGUUUGUAUCCGCCAUUAUCUUAUACUUCCGCGGAUCCAAAUGAGACAUUUAAUGUAAGCGGCUGUGGUGAUUGUCUUUCUGCGGGAAUAAUUUAUGGAAUUUAUAAAAAUAUGAAAGAGACUGAUUGUCUUUCUUUAGCACUAAAGGCUGCUGCACUUUCAUUGACAUCAUUUGAUGCGGUUCCCGCUUCACUCUCGUUGUUAUACAAUGAUGCUAAAUAUGAACAUCAUUGUAAUCGAUAGAAAUUGUUAAAAAAUUAUAUAUUUUUCUACUGUUUAAAUAGUGCAAACUACUCGAAUGCGAAUUUAUACCUAUAUCACAUUUAUAAUUUUGCUUAGAUCUCUGUUUGUACUAAUACCCUACAUUCUAAUUUUUAAUAAACGUAAAUGGACGGAUGGACGUCAACGUAUAAUUGACUCCU
This is a messenger RNA of Dufourea novaeangliae, 2273 nucleotides long. RefSeq names its product pseudouridine-metabolizing bifunctional protein C1861.05. The coding region runs from base 1 to 2094 and encodes 697 amino acids. Gene Ontology annotation, molecular function: pseudouridylate synthase activity. The record is from RefSeq and is a predicted model, not a curated record. The transcript has 9 exons. Lineage: Eukaryota; Metazoa; Arthropoda; Insecta; Hymenoptera; Halictidae.